AACUCGGCAUGGUAUUUUCCUCAUUGGAAAUAAGACCGAAUCGCAAUCUCUACUUCGGUUUCGUCGUCGUCUCCGCUCGGGAUCGGAGUUGGGAUUCGGACUGGGACUGGGAUCGGAUUCAUUGGAAGAACGAACGAAGGAUCGAUUGAUGGGGGGAGCGCUGCAGUACUUGGAGGAGCAGCGGAAUGCGCGGCCGGAGCUGGCGGAGUGGUACGACGCCAUGGCCGACCUCUACCAGAAGAAGCUCUGGCAUCAGCUCACUCUCAAGCUCGACCAAUUUGUCUCUCUUGCCAUCGUCCAGGCAGGCGAUUCUGUCAUUCAACUGUAUCACAACUUCAUUACUGACUUUGAGUUGAAGAUCAAUCUACUGAAACUUGCACAUUUUGCUGUGAUAGUUUCACGUCAGUAUUCAGAAAGGGAAGCUGCCAUUAGCUAUCUUGAAGGGGUGGUUGAAAAGCUGCAUGCUACUAAGGAGUUGCGGAUUGAGGAGCCUAUUCUUUAUGUGAAGAUGCAAAUAGCUGCAUUUAACCUUGAGCAAGGGAACCAGAAGGAGUGUCAAAGACUUUUAGAGGAUGGAAAGUCUAUGUUGGAUAGCAUGACUGAUAUUGAUCCUUCUGUUCAUGCUAGCUUUUACUGGGUAUCUUCUCAAUAUCAUAAAAGUCGCCAAGAAUUUGCUGAGUUCUAUAAGAAUGCUCUCCUUUAUUUGGCAUACACAUCAGUGGAAUCUCUUUCAGAAUCAUUUAAACUGGAUUUGGCAUUUGACCUGUCACUUUCUGCCUUGUUGGGGGAUAAUAUAUAUAAUUUUGGUGAAUUGCUAGCCCAUCCAGUUAUAAAUUGUCUUAUUGGAACCAAAGUGGAGUGGCUCUAUUAUAUACUUCAAGCAUUCAACACUGGCAAUUUAGCUCUUUAUCGAGAACUUUGUCAUGUUCAUGGUGCUUCUCUGAAUGCACAGCCUGCAUUGGUAGUAAACCAGAAGAAGCUACUGGAAAAGAUAAACAUACUUUGUUUGAUGGAAAUCAUCUUUAGUCGGCCUUCUGAAGAUCGCACCAUACCAUUAAGUAUUAUUGCUGAACAAACAAGACUUUCCAUAAAGGAUGUGGAAUAUCUUCUCAUGAAAAGCCUCUCCGUUCAUCUUAUUGAAGGCAUUAUAGAUCAGGUCGAGGGGACUGUCCAUGUAUCAUGGGUGCAGCCUAGGGUUUUGGGGAUGCCACAGAUUAAAUCCCUGCGAGAUCGUCUGGAUAAUUGGCUGGGCAAGGUGCAUACAGCUUUAUUAUCAGUUGAAGCAGAGACACCUGACCUUGUGGCUUCAUGAUGCGUGUUUCAUGGUCCUCUGUAACAAUAUGUUAUGCAGGAGACUGGAACAACGAAUGUUGUUGGUGCUCCUUGCUUUGGAGCCGUGUCUCUGUUUUUUUUUUUUUUUGCCUUUCUACGUUAAAAAUUUUGUGCAAGGGGUGGCAGCUGUAUGCUGACUGAGGCCUGUAUCAGGUCUGUCAUUUCUCAAUUCUUAGGAAGUGCCAAAACAAAAAUACAUGCUUAGAAAGACGCAGGGAGCAGAGCAAAGAAAACGGCAGCUUGGUGAAUGUUUCGUUUGUUUUCAAGUUCAGCUCAUUAGACAUUUGUGUGAAAGAACAACGCAUGCAUGCUUUGAUGACAAUGCAAGAAAAUCUCUCUUGAAAGACAUUGCAAGAAAAAUGCUGCAGACUUUUUGUCGCAGUCGAUCACCAUCAUCAUUAUCAUCAGUAUCAUUAUCUUAUUUAUCACUGUGCUGUAUUUUUAUUUAUUUCUGGAACAAUAUGUACGUUCUUAUGUACUUUUAGAAAUGCAGGGAUUCUUUGAUUUAGAU
This is a messenger RNA of Elaeis guineensis (African oil palm), 1843 nucleotides long. RefSeq names its product 26S proteasome non-ATPase regulatory subunit 13 homolog B. Gene Ontology annotation, biological process: ubiquitin-dependent protein catabolic process. Gene Ontology annotation, cellular component: cytosol; proteasome regulatory particle, lid subcomplex; nucleus. NCBI's taxonomy places the organism in Eukaryota, Viridiplantae, Streptophyta, Magnoliopsida, Arecales, Arecaceae. The record is from RefSeq and is a predicted model, not a curated record. Gene Ontology annotation, molecular function: structural molecule activity.